Populus trichocarpa (black cottonwood) is the source of this 585-nucleotide messenger RNA. Its product is annotated as ATP-citrate synthase beta chain protein 1-like. The transcript is spliced from 8 exons. Gene Ontology annotation, molecular function: magnesium ion binding; phosphopyruvate hydratase activity; ATP citrate synthase activity. Gene Ontology annotation, cellular component: cytosol; phosphopyruvate hydratase complex. NCBI's taxonomy places the organism in Eukaryota, Viridiplantae, Streptophyta, Magnoliopsida, Malpighiales, Salicaceae. Bases 1 to 585 code for a protein of 194 amino acids. Gene Ontology annotation, biological process: glycolytic process; tricarboxylic acid cycle; fatty acid biosynthetic process. The record is from RefSeq and is a predicted model, not a curated record.
AUGGGAACAAUUGAUAACAUAAUUGCUUGCAAGCUUUACCAGCCUGGAUCUGUUGGAUUUGUCUCCAAAUCUGGUAGCAUGUCUAAUGAGCUGUAUAACACCAUUGCCCGUGUAACUGAUGGAAUUUAUGAAGGAGAUGUGUUCCCAGGAUCUACUCUUUCUGAUCAUGUUCUGCGGUUUAACAACAUCCCACAAGUUAAAAUAAUGGUUGUACUUGGUGGACGAGAUGGGUAUUCUCUAGUUGAAGCCCUAAAACAGGGAAAGGUGAGGAACCUUGCUAUGCUGGCGUGCCAAUGUCUUCCAUUGUUGAACAGGGUUAUGGUCAACCAGAUAGGUACAGUGACUGGAUCCAUUAGGGCAGCAUUCGACUCCAAAGCUGCAGGUUGGGGUGCGAUGGUCAGCCACCGAAGUGGUGAAACUGAGGAUAAUCUCAUAGCUGAUCUGUCUGUUGGGCUGGCCAAUGGACAGAUUAAGACCGGAGCUCCUUGCAAAAGUGAGCGGUUGGCCAAGUAUAAUCAGCUUCUGCGCAUUGAAGAGGAACUUGGAAAUGUGCGUUAUGCUGGUGAGGCUUUCAGAUCCCCUUAA